Gloeophyllum trabeum ATCC 11539 is the source of this 1109-nucleotide messenger RNA. RefSeq lists its product as uncharacterized. The record is from RefSeq and is a predicted model, not a curated record. The transcript has 12 exons. Lineage: Eukaryota; Fungi; Basidiomycota; Agaricomycetes; Gloeophyllales; Gloeophyllaceae. Bases 34 to 1002 code for a protein of 322 amino acids.
CCGCCCAUUCCACAGCCGUCCGUGGAGGAAGUGAUGGGGACUGUGCUCGACCCUUCACAAUGGAUGGCUGAAGUACGUGAGCUGGUGACGGUAUUGCGCAACGUGCAGGCCACUCGCUACUUGAGUGCUGCCGGUCUUGUUGUUUUACUAUGGGAUCACCUCCUCACGUUCGAGGAUGAAGUCGAGUUCGUUUGGAAAGCGGAGUGGGCUGUGCCAAAAGUUCUGUUUCUGGGCCUUCGUUAUAUUGUUCCUGUUAUGCUUAUCAUCAAUACAUACCAAAUGAGUGGGCUGGUCACUCAUCACCUUUCUGACACGGUUUGUAAGGUGUGGCUGAGCCUGGCCAUCUACAUGGGCAUGAUCAGCAUCGCUAUUGGCAACUUCCUGGUGUUGCUUAGGCUGUGGAUCCUCUGGGACCGGAAACGGGCGCUGGUCUACUCCACGCUCCUUAUUUUUGUUCUAACUCAACUCGCGGCGAUCGGUACCAUGACAGCCAUGGUCGUUCGCCUUCUCCCUGUCCUAUACUUCGACGAACUCAUUGAUAUGUGCGCCCUUGGGACGAAGAUCAAUGUCCUGUGGCUCUGGCUUCCAGGGAUUAUCUUCGAGGUUAUGGUGUUCACGACAGUGUGCUGGAAUGCCAUAGACAGACCAACAUCAGCGCAUACUCCUGUUAUGAAAGCCUUGUACCGCGAUGGGUUCGGUUACUUCGCUGCAUUGACGCUCCUUAGGGUUUUCAACCUGACGCUUGCAAUUAUUGCACCGGUUUCGCUGAUGUUUCUAGGCGUCUUCUUCAUCUGGUCUGCGACGAACAUAACCGUGACCCGCCUCAUCCUCAACUCCCGCAAGCUGAGCAUGCUAGCGAGAAAGGCAGAGGACGACGCCCAGACUGACGAUAUGCAAGACGACAGCGACGACAGCGUACGACUGCGGCGAUACAGCACCGAAGAUGGUAUUCGGAUAGUCAGGGUGGAGACAAGGUCGUGCGAGGAGUACGAGCUUCAUUGACUUGCAGGUGUAUAUGUAGGAAUGUGUUGUACUGUGAUGAUUCUCGUCUGGACGAGGAGUUAUGCAUCCCUUCUUUCGUGACCGGAUAAUCUAGGACCUCCCGAGGA